Penicillium soppii is the source of this 3069-nucleotide messenger RNA. RefSeq lists its product as uncharacterized. NCBI's taxonomy places the organism in Eukaryota, Fungi, Ascomycota, Eurotiomycetes, Eurotiales, Aspergillaceae. Bases 1 to 3069 code for a protein of 1022 amino acids. The transcript has a single exon. The record is from RefSeq and is a predicted model, not a curated record.
AUGCGAUGGAAUUUGCUCUACGCCGGUGGGUUGUUCCUUGCGAAGAUGGCCCUUGGCAUUGACUAUGGAACCUUUGAUGAACCUGCCAUCAACGCACGUAUGAAGUUCCGGUAUUGGUUACCCGACGCCAGUGUUGAUGUUAUCACCGUGCAGCAUGAUAUCAAAGCUGCUGGUGCGUUGGGGGCAGGCACAGUGGAAUUCUUGCCGCUCUACAAUUACGGCGCGUCACUAGCAGGACCACCAAAAGGGGCUGAUUGGGCAACAUAUGGGUUUGGAACCCCGGCCUUUAAUGAUGUGUUCAAAGCUUCUCUCAGGGCUGCCAAAGAUGCAGGAAUACGAAUGGACUUUGCACUUGGCCCAAGCGCAGGACAAGGGGUGCCGUCAACGGUCACUGACGCAGGAUUGCAUUGGGAUCUGGUAAGUGAUAUCUCAGCCGGGAUGAUGAUCAGAUGCUUAUCUUCGGUACAGACACCUUUCAAUAUCAGCAUUCCCUCCAACGGCAGCUAUAUCGGACAGGUUCCUGGAUGGGGGGUUGGGGAGCUGGUGGCCUUAGUAUCUGCCAGAUCCACUUCUUCCUCUAGGAUCACAAACCCAGCAAGUAGCUUGUUUUCCACGCCCGCUAACCAAGCGACUCGUAUGAUUCUUGACAGCGAGUCUCUUGUCGAUCAUACGAAUGAAGUCAACCUCGACGGAACAGUGUCCUUGUUACUGGCUAACGGGUCAAACCAUGAUAGUCAACAUCUUUUUGCCUACUACGAAUAUCAGGACCUGGUUAAAAACCUAGACAUUGAGAGCAAUGUCACAGGGACUAUCUUCGAUAAUGGAUCCUACACUGUUGACCAUUAUAGCCCCCGAGGUGCUGAGACUGUCAAGCAUUUCUGGGAAACUCAUAUUCUCAAUGAUACAGAAAUUAGAUCUCUCUUGGAAGACGUUGGAACUUAUGGCUGGGAAGACAGCCUUGAAAUCAAAUCGAAUAUUUCCUGGUCCCCUUCGCUUCCUGAGCGAUUCGAGAAAAUGCAUGGCUAUCGGCUCCAUAAAUAUCUACCUCUGCUCCAGUACGGGAACAACAAUCCUGGCGUGCAGCCAUCUUAUCCCGGGAAGCUGAAGUGUGUUGCCGAUGAUGAUAAUAGAGGAGAAGGAUUUUUGAAUGAUUUCCGUGCCACCUUGGCUGCAGGCUACGGUGAAUAUCUGGAUACCUUAACAUCUUGGUUGCAAGGCCUCGGAUUAGGUCACUCCGCUCAGGUUUCUUACAACCUGCCGAUAGAUAUGGAAACCAACAUUGAUCGAGUCGAUGCCCCCGAAUGCGAAAGCCUUGCCUUCAACGAUAAUAUUGACGGAUAUCGACAAUUUUCAGGAGCCGCAAACGUCGCGCAAAAAUCUGUGAUUUCGAAUGAGAUGGGGGCUAAUCUGGAAAAAGCGCUUGCUCUUCCACUGUCGGAGCUGCUGGGUCAGAUCAAUAUCGCAUUCGCUGGCGGCGUCAAUCAAAUUGUGCUACACGGGCAGACAUUCACAGGUGACUACUUUGAGACAACCUGGCCUGGGUAUCUCGGGUUUUUCCUGCUCUUUUCCGAAUCAUACAUGGAUAAACAACCUGCCUGGCGGUUGGGAAUGCCAGACAUGAUUGGCUAUAUCAACCGAAAUCAGUACAUUCUUCACAAGGGCCAACCUCGAACGGACGUGGCCUUGUUUAACAAGGUGUCCUACACCGAUCCUCAACUAAACACCCUGUAUACUGAUGAUGAUUUGAUCAACGACGGCUAUACCUAUACCUACUUGAAUCCAACGAACCUGAACCUCUCCCAGGCAUACGUGUCCGAUGGCAUUCUCGCCCCAGAAGCACCCGCAUACCAAGCUUUGGUUGUUACCGCCCAUCAGAAUAUGACCCUGGAGGCAGUUUCAAAGAUUCAAGAAUUUGCGAACGCUGGUCUUCCCGUGGUGCUUAGUGGCGGACUUCCAGGAUAUUAUCCAACCGGAAAUGCAUCAGAUCGAGAUGCCGUGAAUACUGCUUUGCGGACCCUGAAGAACUCUGACAAUGUUCACACAACUGGCAACAGGUCAACCGCCUCUGCACUCAAAUCUCUCGGCAUUCGUCCCCGGGUUGAGAUAAUCACACCUGAUAACGCCACAUGGUACCCAGUCAUGCGCACUGAAAACGCUACAGACUAUGUCUUUGUCUUCAACAAGGAAGCCACAGGCGGAGGAUACCUCAGAGUCAGCUCUACUAAGACACCAUAUGCCCUUAACAGCUGGACAGGAGAGCGAAUCGCACUUCUAAACUACCGAGUGCAUGAUGGAACUACAACCAUCCCUCUUACGCUCGCCACGAAUCAAACCACCGUCUUCGCAUUUAGUGAUGACUGGACAUCGGAAGUUCCUACGCCAGCAUCGCACGCAAUUCAUGUCCCUUCAAAUGUGCUAGGAUACAACUUCACCACCAAGGAUCUGGUCGUUCAUGUGGCUACUGGUGUACAUCAAGAUAGUCGAAACUUGAAGCUAUCCAAUGGCAAGGAACACAACAUUUCGGCCAACAGGGCUGUUUCCUCCUUCGACCUGCAGAACUGGACCCUGGUAGCUGAGCACUGGGAAGCCCCGCAGAACAUGUCAGAUGUCACAGUGAUAGCUGACAAGCAUAAUACGACACACCACUUGACUUCCCUAGUAUCUUGGCUGGAUAUUCCCGGCCUCCACAAUGCAUCAGGUGUGGGAUACUACUUUCACGAGUUCACUUGGCCGCCGAUCUCCUCAAAUAGCGCCGGAUCCAUUGACGGGGCGUAUUUGUCUCUUCCACAAAUAUCCCACGGCUUGAAACUUUUCGUGAAUGGCCGGGUAGUGCAAACAUUGGACUUUGCGGAUCCUUUGGUUGAUAUCAGUUCGUUCUUGCAGAAGGGGUCCAAUCAAAUUACAGCUGUUGUUCCGACCCUAAUGUGGAAUUACAUUCGAAGUAUCUAUGACAAACUCGAAAUCUCGGGAUCAAAGCCAUUGUUGACGUCUUUGCCUGGGAACGUAGAUACUGGGCUGAUCGGUCUCACAACGGUCAUUCCCUACACUUCACAUCGUAUCCCAAUGUGA